AUGACGGCAAAAUCGGCCAGGGAUGACGGGAAACAAUAUUGGGCUGAAAUAGCGACAUCCAUGGAAGAGGCCUCGAACGUUGGUGACACUCGAAAGCUCUACCGUCUGAUCCGCCAAGUUAGCAGUAAGCCCUCUACACUGAGUGACUCUGUUCGCGAUGUGAACGGCGGCUUUAUCGCUGACAACUUGGACAUAGUCGAGCGCUGGCGUGAGCACUUUGAGCACCAUCUCAACUUCGAUACCCAACCUACAUCGCCCUUGUUCUCCUCCUCAGCGGAGUUUCUUCCCUCUCCUACCUAUGCAGUGCCAUGCGAUCCCCCCUCCGAGGAAGAAGUCGCCGAUGCCAUACGAAAGUUGCGCAACAAUAAGGCACCCGGAGAGGACGGUAUACCCGCUGAAAUCUUCAAGUCUUGUGUCGACACUCUGGCGCCCUGGCUCCAUGAGGUGAUUGAACAAGCGUGGAUAGACGAGGUUGUUCCUGAUGACUGGGGCUUAGGCAUCCUUGUACCUAUCCUCAAGAAGGGAGAUAAGACGAGAUGCGAGAACUACCGCGGCAUAAGUCUCAUCGACGUUGCUGCGAAGAUCUUCGCUAUUGUCCUACUCAGGCGAUUCCAGGCUGUGCGUGACUCAAGGACGAGGCCCAACCAAGCAGGAUUUCGUGCUGGACGUGGAUGCGCAGAUCAGGUAUUCACACUGAGGCGCAUUCUCGAAUUUCGCCAUAGCUACCAACAACCGACGGCCGUCUGCUUCGUUGACUUUGCCGCCGCGUUCGAUUCCGUUCACCGUGAGUCCCUGUGGCAGAUAAUGGCGCUAGAUAGUGUACCGGCAAAAAUCAUCGCCAUGAUCAAGGCCUACUAUCGCUCCACUACUGCGAGAGUCCUGGUCCGUAACAAUCUUUCCCAACCGUUCGGUAUUCGGUCUGGCGUCCGACAGGGUUGUAUCCUGUCACCCAUACUGUUCAACUACGCUAUUGACUGGAUCCUCGGGAGGGCCCUACGCGACAGUGACGGCGUUGACUUUGCACCCGAACAUCGACUGACUGAUGUCGACUAUGCCGAUGAUAUCGCCAUACUUGCUUCAAGUUUUGGUGAUCUGCAGUCUACGGUGUCACGGGUGAACGAGGUCGCUAAAUCAGUCGGUUUGUCCAUAAACGCUGGGAAGACCAAAGUAUUCUCAAGCUGCAUCCCUGACCAGGAGAAGGCACCUCUCGGGAUUGAUGGCUGUCAACUUGAAGAAGUGGACAGUUUUAAAUACCUCGGAGCGAGGCUGCUGCCUAAUGGACAGAGUAAGGACGAAAUUGUCUCCCGAAUCGAUGCUGCCCGCUGGGUUUUUUCAAGCCUUCGGAAAUGCCUGUGGAACCGACGUGACCUCUCUAUCGCCACUAAGAUUCGCGUGUACCGUGCAUCUGUCCGGUCUGUCCUUCUCUACGGUUGUGAAUGCUGGGCUUCGCGCGUGGAGGAUGAGCGAAAACUGGAGGUAUUUGACCACCACUGCUUGAGGAUCAUCCUUCGAGUGAAGUUAACCGACUUCGUCUCAAAUGAGAUAGUCCGCGCUCGCUGCGAUAACAUCGCAAGGAUAACUCAGGCCAUCCAAGAAAUACUACUGAGGUGGUUCGGGCAUGUUCUUCGUCGUCCACCUCAGGAGCUCAGUGUUACUGCCCUCGAUCCGGCACCGUUGCCCCAUUGGAGGCGUCGAAGAGGGGGCCAGUUCAAAACCUGGCUCGACACUGUCCGUCAAGACAUGGAGGUGGUUCUUGGACCUUCGGUAUUCGGUCUACGCCGUUGGCGAUGGGAAUGGGAUGAGCUGUCCAGAUCUGCUACCGCGGUUCGUCACGCGUGGAGAGGUACAGUUCGUGACAUCAUCGAGGCCGGCUAG
Spirometra erinaceieuropaei is the source of this 1875-nucleotide messenger RNA. The record is from the annotation of a GenBank genome assembly. NCBI's taxonomy places the organism in Eukaryota, Metazoa, Platyhelminthes, Cestoda, Diphyllobothriidea, Diphyllobothriidae.